Molecule: messenger RNA, 2199 nt
Organism: Erigeron canadensis
Lineage: Eukaryota; Viridiplantae; Streptophyta; Magnoliopsida; Asterales; Asteraceae
Product: phosphatidylserine decarboxylase proenzyme 2-like
Exons: 20
Coding region: 89-2035 (648 amino acids)
Biological process (GO): phospholipid biosynthetic process
Molecular function (GO): phosphatidylserine decarboxylase activity; calcium ion binding
Source: RefSeq, a predicted model, not a curated record
UUAUACUCGUACUAGACUACCUUUCCGGCGUAAAAGAAUCAGAUAUACCCUGCAUUCAUCAAUCAUCAUCUCCAUAGAGAAACCGUAAAUGGGGCAUGGAAGUUCAAAAUCGAACUCGAUCGCCGAUUCAAAACAACAACCACCACCACCAGCGCCGUUGUCCUAUCGCGACAGAUUAAAAAACAAAUUCCAUCUUCACCGUCGCACAACCACCGCCACGUCACACAGUUCUACUAAUGUCGAUGAUUUCGCAGGCAUCGCUUUACUCACUCUCAUUAAUGCUGAAAUGAAAUUCAAGGACAAAUGGCUUGCUUGUAUCUCAAUUGGUGAACAGACUUUCCGUACUCGUGUUUCUGACCAGACUGACAAGCCUGUAUGGAACUCAGAGAAGAAGUUUCUUUUGGAAAAGAAUGGGCCACACAUCGCUAAAGUAUCUGUUUUUGAGACCAAUAGAAUGUCGAAGAACAACCUUAUUGGGUAUUGUGAGAUUGAUCUUUUUGAAUUCCUCAGCCGAGUUUCGGUUUCUGACAUUGAGGUGUGCCAGUUAUUUGACCCAAAAUCAUCAGAUUUAGUGGUUGGCAAAUUAUUUGUUUCAUGUUCUGUCGAGGACCCAAUUGAAACAGAAAAAAGUUUUGCCAGGCGCAUCUUGUCCAUAGUUGAUUACGAUGGUGAUGGGAAGUUGUCAUUCUCUGAAUUCUCAGAACUAGUAAAUGCUUUCGGUAAUCAAAGCGCAGCUAAAAGGAAAGAAGAGCUCUUUAAAGCGGCUGAUGACAAUGGAGAUGGCGUUGUUAGCAUGGAUGAGUUGGCUGCACUUCUGGCCCUACAACAAGAAGAGGAGCCGCUUAUCAAUUGUUGCCCUGUUUGUGGGGAGCGUCUAGACAUUUCUGAUAAGCUGAAUUCACUGAUUCACAUGUCACUCUGUUUCGAUGAAGGCACUGGAAAUCAGGUUAUGACUGGAGGCUUCUUAACUGAUACACAAGCUUCUUAUGGGUGGAUGUUUAAGCUAUCUGAGUGGGCCCAUGUAUCGUCAUAUGAUGUGGGUUUGAACUCUGGUUCAAGUGCUUCACAUAUUGUGGUUUUUGACCGGCAGAAAAAGAGGCUUGUACAUGAGAUAAUUGAUGGAAAAAUUAUUUUGUCAAUGAGAGCCAUAUAUCAAUCUAAACUAGGGCUUGGCAUUAUGGACAAAGGAGCAAAAGAAAUAUUGCAGGGCUUAUCAGAAAAGCAGGGAAAGAAAAUGAAUUCAGUUGAAUCUGCUAAAGAUAUACCUGCAUUUCUUGAAUUGUUCAAGGAUCAAAUCAAUAUGACCGAUGUGAAGUACCCUAUGGAUCAUUUCAAGACGUUUAAUGAAUUUUUUAUAAGAGAACUAAAACCUGGAGCACGACCAAUUGCCUGUGAGGGACAUGAUGAUGUUGCUGUUUGUGCUGCUGAUUGCCGUUUAAUGGCAUUUCAGACAGCUGAAGAAAGUCUCAGAUUCUGGAUCAAGGGUAGGAAGUUUUCAAUCCAAGGUCUUCUGGGUAAUAUUCCGUGCUCUGAUGCUUUCAUGGAUGGGACUCUGGUCAUAUUUCGAUUGGCACCACAGGAUUACCAUCGUUUCCAUUUUCCAGUUUCUGGAACUAUUGAGCAGAUUGUUGAUAUUCCCGGUAGCUUAUAUACGGUCAAUCCCAUUGCCGUGAAUAGCAAAUAUUGCAAUGUUUUCACCGAGAACAAGCGGGCUGUAUCUAUUAUCUCAACUGCAGAUUUUGGCAAGGUAGCGUUUGUGGCAAUCGGAGCAACGAUGGUUGGUAGCAUUACGUUCACUAAAAAGGAUGGAGACUAUGUGCGGAAAGGAGAAGAGUUUGGGUAUUUCUCCUUUGGUGGAAGCACUGUAAUUUGUGUCUUCGAAAAGGACUCAAUAACACUAGACAAGGACCUUUUGGCUAAUAGUGCAAGAUCUCUAGAAACCCUAGUUUCCGUCGGGAUGCAAUUAGGGGUUUCUACAAAGAAGCAUGCCAAACUUCCACUGCCAGAUAUCAACAAAUGUGUUUUAGGGUCUUAAAAAAAAUGUGAAAUCUCACUGCACCGUGUAGGUACCAAAAACAAUAUUGAACUUGAUGUCUCUACAUAUUUGAUAAUAGGUUACUUCUUGUUGACUUCUCUACCUUCUUACUCUGUAAAAUGCUUUUAUGAAAAUAUGUAUUGUUUAUGUGAAGUUUCACUAAA